GCAAUACAUAAGACGAUGCAGGAAGGCGGUGCUAAUGAGAAUACUACAGCAGCCAUCGAGGAAGCGAAGCCCGCUCCAGAUCCGGGAUCUAGUAGCCCUCCACCUGAACACCCGCCAGACGCUGCGAAGAUGGUGAAGACCGUGGCAAGCCUGACUGAAUUUCAGACACAGUUGAUGUCUGCUGGUGAACAGCUCAUAGUUAUUGACUUCUCUGCCACAUGGUGUGGACCAUGCAAAAUGAUCAAGCCUUUCUUCCACAGUCUUUCUGAAAAGUAUCCAGAUGUAGUGUUUGUUGAAAUUGACGUGGAUGAUGCUCAGGACGUUGCCGCCCACUGUGAUGUGAAGUGCAUGCCAACAUUCCAAUUUUACAAGAAUAACAAAAAGGUGCAUGAAUUCUCUGGAGCAAACAAAGAGAAGCUGGAAGAAACCAUUAAGAGUCUAAAGUAACUACAGACUCCUGCAUUAUGAAGUGCUGACUGUUAAAUUAUAGCCUUUUCUACAUAAUGAACUGAUCAAGUUAGAAUAUGUAACCAAACACACUUUUGACCCUGUGGCCUGUAAAUGAGAAGAAUAAAAAUGUGUAAAAUGGC
Molecule: messenger RNA, 590 nt
Organism: Rhineura floridana
Lineage: Eukaryota; Metazoa; Chordata; Lepidosauria; Squamata; Rhineuridae
Product: thioredoxin-like
Exons: 5
Coding region: 16-447 (143 amino acids)
Source: RefSeq, a predicted model, not a curated record